AUGGAGACCGGAAACAACCACACCAAGCCAGUGUUUCUCCUAUCCAAAGCGUCCCCACUAAGCGCAGAUGAGUCAGCCAGUUUCUCCAAACUCGCCACCACCCACAACCACAGCGCUCUCUCCUCUCGCUUCUCAGCCUUCUGUGCGUCCGCCAACCUCCUCUGCUUCCCUGAUUCUUCAUUACAGACUCACACAGAUGCUGGCUGUGUUUUCAGUUACAUGUGUUCUUUCACUUACAACAACGAUAAGAGAUCCUACACCAUCGGUAUAUUCUUUUGGGAGUCGAUGUUAAAGAAAGGGACGGUGAUGCCAAUGCCGGACAUUCAAGAUAAAUUGCCAGAAAGGUCUUUUUUGCCGCGGUCCAUUUUGUCCAAACUGCAGUUUUCUACGUCCAAAAUCUCUGAGCUAAAGCAGGUUUUUCAUGCGAGUGAUAAUUCCACCAUGGAGACUAUGAUAGUUGAGACCUUAAGUGAUUGCAAGAAAGCUCCUAGCCCAGGCGAGACCAAGCGGUGCGUGGGCUCAGCUGAGGACAUGAUCGACUUUGCAAUCUCGGUCUUGGGUAGUCGAAACGUUGCCAUUCGAACAACCAAGAAUGUAAACGGGUCAAAGCAGAGUAUAAUGAUCGGGUCCGUCAAAGGAAUCAACGGUGGGAAAGUCAUGCAGCAAUCAAUGACUUGUCAUCAGAGGUUGUUUUCGUACCUAGUAUAUUCCUGCCAUUCAGUUCCAAAGGUUCGAGCCUACAAAGCGGAUAUACUGGAUCCAAAUUCGAAGGCUAAGAUCAAUCAUGGUGUUGCCAUUUGUCACUUGAACACCUCGAGUUGGGACCCGAAUCAUGAAGCUUUCUUCGAGCUAGGGUCAGGUCCAGGUCGGAUCGAGGUUUGCCAUUGGAUUUUCGAAAAUGAUCUGACUUGGACAGUUGCUGACUAACCGUUAGCACACCAAGGUGGUAAGAAAAACAGCAAGUUGAUUUA
Messenger RNA from Quercus lobata, 971 nucleotides. Its product is annotated as polygalacturonase non-catalytic subunit AroGP2-like. Bases 1 to 927 code for a protein of 308 amino acids. NCBI's taxonomy places the organism in Eukaryota, Viridiplantae, Streptophyta, Magnoliopsida, Fagales, Fagaceae. The transcript has 2 exons. The record is from RefSeq and is a predicted model, not a curated record.